GCCUCCCCUCAAGUCCAUCAAGAGCCCAGAUGGAGAUAUAAUUGAUUGUGUUCAUAUCUCCCACCAACCUGCUUUUGAUCAUCCUCUCUUCAAGAACCACACUAUUCAGAAGAGGCCAAAUUAUCACCCACUAGGGCAAAUUGGUGAGAAAAAGGUGUCCAAUGUGAAGGUGAAGUCCAAUGGAGGAAAAUCAACAGUAAUAAGUCAGCUGUGGCAUACUAGUGGAAGAUGCCCAGAAGGAACAAUUCCAAUGAGGAGAACAAGAAGAGAGGAUCUUCUGAGAGCAAGCUCUAUCACAAGUUAUGGAAAGAAGAAGCACAAAACCAUCCCAAAACCAGCAGCAGCAGCAGCA
Molecule: messenger RNA, 352 nt
Organism: Camellia sinensis
Lineage: Eukaryota; Viridiplantae; Streptophyta; Magnoliopsida; Ericales; Theaceae
Source: RefSeq, a predicted model, not a curated record